Molecule: messenger RNA, 4607 nt
Organism: Clupea harengus (Atlantic herring)
Lineage: Eukaryota; Metazoa; Chordata; Actinopteri; Clupeiformes; Clupeidae
Gene: hcar1-3
Product: hydroxycarboxylic acid receptor 1-3
Biological process (GO): G protein-coupled receptor signaling pathway
Cellular component (GO): plasma membrane
Molecular function (GO): G protein-coupled receptor activity
Source: RefSeq, a predicted model, not a curated record
CUGCAUGCAAAUCUGAGUAUUACUGCAAAACCUGUUUGAAAACAAUGGCUGUGAACCUUUGACUGUGGUGGUGAUGGUUCUGGUAAAACUUAUAUAAAAUCUAAAUAAAAUAAAUAAAAACACAUUUUGUCAGGUAAAGAGUAGGAGGCAACUGUAAAGCACAUGGGCGCCUUGAACUGUGUGAUCAGCACACGGCAGUCAAGCUGCAGAAUGAGACACAUGCAUUUGCAUGUAACACUUACAGGGACUGCUGUGUCGCCUCUUUCAGUUGUGAUGACUAGAAAACCAAAAUAGACACACACACACACAUACACACAUGAGGUCCUUCCUAGAAAACACGCCAUGUUACGUGAGCAAUAUUAGGUAGGUUUUUUUAUGCUUGCCAAAUAUAUUGCUGCAAUAUAUUAAUGAGCAAGCAAGCCUGCUUUUUUAUCAGUGCCUUUUUUUGUUGUCUUUUUGUUGUCUUUUUGUUGACAAUUUAUAGCUGAUGUGAUAAGUGUGUGUGCAUGUGUGUGGAUGGGUGUGUGUGUGGUGUAUGUGUGUGCAUGCAUGUGUGAGAGUGUGUCUAUUCUGGCUUCCUUGCGUUGGUCCUCUUAGUGUUCAGCAUAUAUCCUUGCUGAUCAAAAGCAUGAGUCAGUGCCCAAACAUUCAAACUGGAUCAUUUAAAUACUAGUCAUCUUUAUUUAAAGAGCACUUUUCAAAAUCCAUGUUACAAAGCGCUUCACAGAGGCAGCUAAAUAAAAUCAUCAGGAUUUUAAAGAAAACAGAUACAAUCAAUGAGGUAUAUCAAAAUGAAUACAGUGGUACACCAAUACAGGGUAAAUACAAUUUUAAGGAAAUAAAAGACAAUUAAAAAGAAAUUAGAAACUACCAAAAUCAGGAAAGGCUCUCAUAUAAAAGUAUGUUAUAAGAAGGGACUUAAAGGAAGUCACUGACUCAGCCAACCUGACUUCUUCAGGCAGAUUGUUCCAGAGCCUCGGGCCCAGACUGCAAAUGCUCUGUCCCCGUUAGUUUUCAGCCAGGCCUCUGGAACAGACAAAAGACCAAUGCCUGAGGACCUCACCGACUGUGAUAAGCGGUCAGAGACAUAACUUGGUGAGAGGCCAUGGAGAGCCUAACUUUAGCUGCAGCAGUGGGUAGACCAUAGGUCAAAUAGGUCUUUCAUUAGAUUAGACUCAUUAGAGAGUAUACUAAGAGGCACUGAGUUCAAAGACACGGUAGGCGAUUUAUUUCAAAAGCAUUUUUUUGUAGCAUUUCUUGAAAUCCUUUUUACAUCCCGAUAGCAAUGAAUACAUAAAACGAAAAGCAAAGAAAUUCAUCAUCUGGUGUAGCUUUUACCGCUAAACAAGGCAAGAAAAGAAAGACAGAAGUGCAAGGGCUGUGUAUCGAAAGGGCCUCCAUAUUUAACAAGCACAAACUCGGUGACACAAACUUAGAAGCACGGUCUGAUACAUGGGAGUUAAGGCACAGUCACGCAUUCCUCCUCUCAUUCUCAGCCACAGACAGGAGAUAGAGAUGAAUGAGUUCAGUUCAGUAAAAGCACCCACCACAAGGAUAUGAUGCUUAAGUAUUGGCCCAACGCUAAUGCUAAUAGACUAUGUAGCUAUGUUUACACGUACCUUGUAUGUAAUCUAUCUGCGUGUAUAUUCGCAGGUGUUUGCAUUGUAAUUGUGAGCAAAUGUUGUUUGAGGGGAUUUAUCUUAUGUUAGUGUUUUUUUGGCUUUGAACAGGAUGUUUUACAACUGUGGUAAUGUAGCUGAUUUGUGUGUUUUUAUAGUUGUGAGAGUGAUACGUGGAUGAGACACAGUGAUGACAACGAUUUGCUGCGCUCUUCUACCCAAUGAGGACUUAGUUGGUGAGGUGCAUUGGUCCCUGAAAGGCACGUACAGGCAGACUUCACCCACAUCAUACUGCAAACGUUACUGAGAAAGAACGAAACUGUGAGUAGGGAAAGCCACAUAUUCUGUUUUAAAAACAGCUGAACUCAGACUGAAAGAGCAGUUCCUUCCCCCUGUGAUGCAAGGGCAGCCUCAGAGGAGGUGAAGUGCAUCACUCUAAAGCCAAGUAGCAGAAGGGAGGCAGCGCCUGAGGAACAACACACACUCACACUCAUACAGUCUCUCACAUAGAGGGUGAACUUACUGUACCAUCAUCUGGGUCUGGAACCGUGACGUAAAGAUUCUGUGACUGGAUCCAAAGCUAAAUAGUGGAAGAGAGAGAGAGAGAGAGAGAAAGACGGAAGACCACAGCCUGUGGUGGGCAACCACAUCAAUGUCAGAGAGGAGACAUUUAGGAAGGAAAGACCACGUGAGAUGAAACACUGGCCCUGUCUGUGACUCAUCCACACGUCACUAUUGCUUAAAUCUUACUUCAAACCCAGCAGAACCUUUCACACAAGCACAGCCACAGACAUUUUGACCAGAAGCAAUCUUCUUUGUGAUCAUUGGAGUGUGUGUGUGUGUGUAUCGUCAGCAUGGAUUCCAACAACAUGUCUUCUUCCAGUUUCCAUUGCAACCAUUCCUCUCAGAAGGUGGUGACUGCCGUGCUGCCCCCGGUGAUGAUCAUUGAGAUGGUGGUGGGGUUGCCCUGCAAUCUGGUGGCGCUCUGGAUCUUCUGGUUUCGCAUGAAGGGCUGGCGGCCCAAUGUCAUCUUCCUUAUCAACCUGGUCAUCGCCGACUUCCUGCUGCUGGUCAGCAUGCCCUUCCGCAUCGACUACCUGAUAGACAAGGAAGACUGGUCCUUCGGGGGGCCUUUGUGCCGCGUCAAUCUCUUCAUGCUGGCAGUCAACCGUGCGGCCAGCAUCGCCUUCAUGACCAUUGUGGCGCUUGACCGCUACUUCAAGGUGGUCCACCCGCACCACCGCAUCAACCACAUGACCCCGGAGCAGGCCUGGGUGGUGGCGUCUUGCACAUGGGCGGUGGUGAUCAGUCUGCGGGUACCACUGCUCGCCACGCAGCUCAUGAAGACCGGCAUCGACAAUCGCUCACUGUGCCGCAGCUUCGACUCGUAUACCAAACCACCGCUGGGCAUCAGGCUGCAUAAUUUCCUGUUUGUGCUGGAGUUUGUGCUGCCGCUGUUUCUGCUCAUCUUCUGUUCCGCCAGCAUUGCCUGCAGCUUGCGCCAGCGCAACAUGGACAGAGAGCGCAAGGUGCAACGUGCCAUCCGGACUGUGGGGGUCAUCGUGGCGGUGUUCCUUGUGUGCUUUGCACCCGGCGUGCUUACCGGCCUGCUGUCUGUCAUUUACAAGCAGACCUGGCCAGACGACUGCGAGAGCUACCAAACACUGACCCAGCUCUUCAGCCUGUCUAUCGGCUUCACCUACCUGAACAGCGCCCUGGACCCCAUCGUCUACUGCUUCUCCAGCUCCAUGUUCAGGAACGCGCUCAAGGGUUCCAUUAACCGGAUGGGCUUCAUGGAUCUGCGACUCAGCCGAAGAGGCAGCAUGACCAGCGACGGCUAAAUUAACCAUCAAUGACACCCCUGAAUCAGUCCAACCCAGGAGCACAGGUAUAGGAGUCUGUGUCUGGAGGUGCUAAAGCUUUAUGUGAAAGCACAAAAUUCCAACAUAUGGAAUUAGUUGGACUUUCCAAUUAACACUGUAUUCUAUACUGGGGUGUCAUCGUAUGUUAUCAUUAUCGUGUGCUAAUGGACACUUAGGGGUGCAGCCUGGUGUUAUCUUCUACUUUGGGGUUGGUCAACCUAUUGAACACUCCCAGAUGGCGUGGUCUUUCCAGUGACUAAUCACGGGGGUUAGUACGCCUCCAUCUCAUGCUUAUAUGGAGAAAGUACAUGAAGAACAGAGGAUUUAGGGUGCUAGUGGCAGUGGUAGGCUACUAGGGGCUAUUGUGAUAGCAUGGAACUCCUCUGUAGUAUUCCCCCUAAUUCAUUUCAUUUGUGAAUGUGAAAUCCAGCUAAUUUAAGUCCAGUCUCAAGUAGAAUAGAGACAAACAUGCACACGGUGGAUGCUGUAUCUUUCAGAAGGUUUCAGGACUAUACAAGAUCCGGUUCUCUUUUGAGAGGAUACAUACUGAUGUAAAUAUGUAAAUAUUAAAGAAACAGUAGCUUUUUGUUAUAUAUGAAGGAAAAUCUUUAUGUUAUUUUUGUCCUGACAGAAUAGUCUUUAAUACCAUGUUCCAUGAUAAGAACUAUUUUAGCAUCAAACAGCAAUGACACUUUAAAGUUGGUCCCACCAUGUGCUCAUUGUGUGCUCUCAUUCAAAACGAUUCAUAAGCUUAUAAUAACACAAACAUUAUCACUCGAAUACGCGUUCUAACUUAAUUCCUGGUAGAUCAAAUAUUUCAUUCUCAGGUCUCAUCUACCUGUAGGGGGUUGGGAGGUGCAUGGUGGACAAACUGUCAGGGCUUCCUCUGGAUAUGACCUUCAUUGACCUUCAUUGAAAAUGCACAUUUGCCCUUCAAGCAAGAUGAAUUAUUUCUCUGUUUAUAAAAUAAAAAUUGAUGGGAAAUUUUAGUCCAUCGAGUGUUACUCUGCAUUCCAACCAUUUUGUUAUAUUACAUAGUCAAAAUCCAAAAUAGCUUUACAAUGUUCAUACAAGAAAUGUUCCACGUUUUCCACGUUAAAUUGUAAAUAAAAAGAUAACCAAGGCA